Molecule: messenger RNA, 393 nt
Organism: Actinia tenebrosa (Australian red waratah sea anemone)
Lineage: Eukaryota; Metazoa; Cnidaria; Anthozoa; Actiniaria; Actiniidae
Source: RefSeq, a predicted model, not a curated record
UGCCGACUCGAAGGCCCACAGAAUUUCGCAAGAGGAUCAAGGCCUGAAGCUUCAUCAUUCCUUACGAAAAAAAUGCUACGAGCAAGCUUGCUGUUUUCAAUUCUCCUUUGCAUUUGUCAUGGAGCAAAUGUCAAGAUCCCAAAAAAAACCCAGGAUUAUUUAACUGGACUAACAAUUCUAGAGCAACCUUGUACUACCAUGAGAAGUGGACUUGUUCGUUACAUCCCUGUUUCUCAUAAGCUGGAAGUCUGCUCGAACAGACAAUGGGUUCCUUAUGACCCAGUAAGCCCGCGUUCACGUUUAGGACUAGUGGGUCACUGGAAAAUGGACGAACAGACCGGUGACACUGUAGAUGAUGACUCCGGCCACGAGAAUCACGCCACAGCCAGUGGA